AAAUAAUUUGUGGAGGGAAAAUAACGCAUUUUGGAUGAAGAGUGCGCCUGAAUAAGUCGUACAGGCGGACACUUUUUACAGUGCACGACCUCCUGUCUGCCCCUCCUGCAUCAUCAGCCUCCUCGCGCUGCACCGCCGAUCUUCUCUCUUCUGACUCCCAUUCAGUUUUCCAGGAGGACCAGUCCCUGUCAGACUCCUUAUACACCCAAACACGGACAGCUGCAGUGCCGACCAACAACCAUGGCUGCACGGGACUCUGCCUCCCUGCUCGUCGGAUUUCUGCUCCUCUUUCACACCUGGGGAGCGUGGGCUGCUUUGGAGGUGAACAUGGAGGACAGAGUUGAGGUGAAGAGAGGAGAAACCGCUCAGAUCAACUGCAUGUUCACAUCGACUGACGGUGUUGGCGGCAUGGUCAUACAGUGGUUAUACGUGACACGGUCAGGUGAAAGGCAGAAAAUCUACUAUCAGGACACCACCAUGACGAUUAUAGACCGAGGCACACCGUUCACAGACAGGAUCAGUGUGAACGGCACAGGAGCCACUGGAGAGAUAGUGUUGACUAUCUACGAUGUGCAGCUGGAAGAUGAACUGGAAUUUAUCUGUCUCGUCAAAGGUUUAACAGAUGGGACUGGGGAAGGACGCACAAAGUUGAAGGUCUUCGAAACGCCACACCGUCCCACCAUUGAGAGUAUGCAAACAGGGAUCUCAGUCAAAGAAGAAAAUCCAUCCAAGAUUGCGACCUGCGAGGUCAAAAAUGGCUACCCAAAACCCAACAUCACUUGGUACAGAAACGACUUGCCGCUACACGGGGCUCAGGAUGUGGUGAAGGUGGUGCCCAGCAUCACUAUUGAAUCGAGCGGUCUGUACUCAGUUACGAGUGAGCUGAGCAUGAAGGUGACGAAGGAAGACAAAGAUGAUACGUUCUACUGUGAGAUCACCUACUUUGUUCCUGGAGGAGUGGGGAUGACUGAGACCGACCGUAUUAACAUCACUGUAUACUACCCCUCCACAGCUGUGAGUGUUUGGGUUGAGUCACCAAAAGGCAAAAUCAAGGAAGGGGACUCGAUCGAGCUUCACUGCCGUGGCAACGGGAAUAUGCCAUCUUCAUUCUUAACAAUCUCUCAUGACGAUGAAAACUGGGAAACCGAUAUGUUGAUGCUGCAUAAUGUGACCCGUCUGAACAGUGGAACUUACGAGUGUACCUCAACGGACACGGACACUUUUGAGGAGAUCAAACACAACACCUCUGUUUUUGUCAACUACCUCGAUCCUGCUGUUGUGACACCUAAAGGCACGAUUGUGGUGCCCCAAGGACAGGAGCUGACAGCUACGUGCAAUGCCCUCUCCUCUCUCCAGACAAAAACAGCCUGGUUUAAGGAUGGACAGGAGGUUUCAAUGGACCACACUUUAACCCUGAGAGAUGCUACAUUUGACACAGCAGGGACGUACAUGUGCGUGGUGACUGUUACUGAGAUCGAGGGAAUGGAAACCAGUGGGACACUAAAUGUUAAUGUCCAGGGCCCACCAGAGAUCAUGGAGCAGGACUACACAGAGAUGGAGGAGAGUUUUGAGAGCACAGUCGACCUGAGCUGUAACGUCAGAGGUUUCCCUGCUCCCAAGAUUAUCUGGACCGCCUCUGAUGGAGAGAUCAUCAAGUCAACAUCCCAGAAGGAGACUGACAUGGGCAUUCUGAGUGUGGCCAGUGUCAAGGUCACCUCUGACCUCACCAUUUUCUGCAAUGCCUCCAACGAGUUCGGCACUGACGUGGUGACCUUCAACAUCACAGCCACUUUAAACACCACCACAGCAGCCACUACUACUAGUAGCACUACAACUACCACUACCAUUUCCACCGCUACAGUCAAAGCAAAAACAGCUAUCCCCUCAGAGAGAGCCAAGAAAGAGGGCAGAGGUAUCAUUAUUGCAGUUCUCAUCAUCUGCAUCCUGCUGUUGGCCAUCCUGGGGAGUGUGCUCUACUUCCUCUACAAAAAGGGCAAGAUCUGUGGUCGGUCUGGCAAACAAGACCUCACCAAAGAGAAGUCCAGCAAAGAUAACAUUGUGGUGGAGAUGAAGAGCGACAACACACAGAGGAAGCUGUGCUUCUUGGGGUCAACGGCGAAAAGCUGCCUCCCAGUGACCAGUAAUGAGUGACGAGUACCUGGAUGUACAGAAGUGAUGAGGCGACAGCAGACACAUCAACAGCUGCUCCUGUUCCUCACUCUCAUGCUCAGACCGGCCGAGGCCUUCAAGCUUCCACCACAGCUCCUUAUCCCAGAGUUACGUCAUGGAGAAGCUCAGUCGUCUGUCAGUUAAUAUCAUGAUGCACAACUGAGACUCAAAUCACUCUGCAGCUUUUGCUUACUGUCCUUUAUGUCCAGCACAUUUCUGUUGGAAUGAGCUUUAAUGAGAAGUGAUCUAAGCGCUCCAUGACGUAACUCUGCUACCUUCAAACCAAGGACUAUCCCCAAGCCUAUAGUUCUCAGUACCACGAGCCUUGUAUACUGCUGAUUGUCCUUAGAACAAUAAUUUGAGCACAGCAUCGACCAGAGACUGUUUUUAUACCCGCAUCACCUCAGGCAGAGUAAUCACCGAAGAGCAGCCCGAAACAGGUCUUUAUUAAGUGUACAUAUUAUCAUCUGUGUAUAUAUUUCUUUAUUUAAAAUAACACGAUUGAAAAAAAACAACCAAAAAGAAAUGACCAGAUAGUGUUUUUAUUUUGCAAGGGCAAGAAGAGCUUAGGUAGAUGUCUUGUUUUUAUUUUGGAUAUUUCUUUGUCUUUUUUCCUGUUUUGCAAAAGUCUGUACACUGAAAUUUUUAGACAUGCAACAAUGUGUCCUCCAAACAGCCAGUUACAGCCUAACCAAAGUUUUUCCUUUUAGCUCCUAGAACAAACUUUUGGAAAAUUUAAACACACAUAAUUCAUAGUUUGCCCCUCUCUAACACUCUUGUUUUUACACUCCCCUGAUUGUGUAUAUUAAAGAAGCUAUUCUAGUAAUACUUUUUGUGACGCUCAUGACUUUGGUGCAUUAUAAACAUCCUUAUACUGCAUUAUAAUCUGCUCUUAACACUGUGUGAUUACAGUUAUAAGCACACACAAAAUGCUUUAUGACAAUAAUCAUAACAUUAAACAUAAUAUAUUAUACACUAUACAUAACAAUAUAAAGCAUUUUAAAAUGACUUACAAGGUCAGGUAUCCUAAUACUUAAUAAUUGCUGGUCACCCUAUUAACAUUUUUAUGCAAAGAUUGUGUAUUAUUAUUGUUGUAAUACCUAAUAAGAAUUUCAUAAUGCAUUGUUUAAACUAUUACAGUGGAUAACAAUGUGAUUAUAACUUACUCUUAAUGGUCACAGGGUGCUUUAAGAGUAGUAAAGAAUAUCAAUAAAUCUAAGCAAGAACACCCAAAACAUCGUAAAAUUAUUUCAUUUGAUUAACGGGUCAAAACAGAAAUUGAGCACUCCAAUUUACUUCAAAUUUCUUGAUAACAACUACAUGAUCAACAUUUACAUUUCACUCAAGCUAAGUAGGGACUCAUUUUUCAGAUGAAUAAAUGAAAGUUUAAUCUUAGACUAGUCGACUAGUCUAAAAGUGUCAAAACACUCAAAAAAGUGUCAAAAUUUUGCAGUUUAAUCUAUAAGGUUAAACUUUGUCAGAGUGUCGUCGGUGAUCAGAGCCUCUGGUUAUUCUUGCAUGCUGCUCCAAACUCCUUUCAUUUUACCAAUUCGUAUUUCUUGUGCUGACUAGAAAAAGUAUCCACGUUUAAUCAGCUAGUCAAUAAAUUGCACACAUUCCUACUCAACUGACUCAUGUUAUAGAUAAUAACUGAAACAAUUCUCCACAUUUAUGCAUUUAUAGCAAAAAAAUACUUCAGCAAAUGUAAAGUAUUGUGAUACUUGACUUUUAAGUUAUUAAAAAAUGCUUAAUAAUGUGUUAUGAUUAUUGUUAUAAAGAAUUAUAAUUAUUUAUGUGUGUGUAUAACUAUAAUUGAAAAGUGCUACAAGCAAAUUACAUUGCAUAAUAAUUAUAAAUCUAGUGUAUUACAGACUUGGAAAUCCUAGAAAGUUUUGGAUAUUUUUGUAAGAGGGGUAAUAAUCUAAAGUAUUUUAAAAACGCCAGUUAAGAUUAUUUGUAGUUCUCUUAAUGGGUUCUGUCCUUCGCAGUCAAGUUUUAAAUAUUUUCUAUGUGUGUUUUAGUUUGAAGUAUUUGCCACAGCCAGGUUAAAAAGUUACAGAAACCUUAGACAUCCAGUCAAAGCCUGUAAAAAUAUCUUAAUUUGUACUGUUAGUUAUGUUUCUAUUUGAUGUUCAGUGCACUGAUUUCUUUGUGGUUAUUCUUCAUUUAGCUGUGUUUCUCUAAUGUGAAACAGUGGUUUUGUUUAAUGUGACUGUUUGUGAAAAAGAAGUAUUUCUAUAGCUAUUUUUAGUUCUUCUUUAAGAGGGAGGAUGAGGGUAAAACAGAUUAAUUGUCCAUGGUAUUUAUGGUUCACGGCAUGAAGUUUCCCUCAUUAGGAAAAGACACAUUUCUGUUUAAUUAUUUAAUUAAUUCAUGUCUUGACUGAAACUUGAGAUAAUCUGGUGGAUCCCAGAGAGAAACACAAUCCCCCUCAGACAUGAUGACGAAGUACAGUAUGUGACUACUAAGGGGGGGGGGGUUGACUCCACAUAUGCAAAUUAAGUUGGUAGACAAUCAACAAUCAAGAUGCACUGUGCUCAAUAAUAUGCAGGUAUCAUCCAUACUUACCCUUCCUACCCUCUGUUAGUCUGUUUCGUUCUGGUGUUUUUAAGAACUACCACUGUUACAUGGUUUCGGAUGUUUUAAAUCAGUAAAAUGCCUUGAAGUUGUGAAAUGUAAUAAUGAUUGUCAUUGAUGACAUUUGAACCAGUUCACCUACAAGUUCAUUGUUUGUAGUUUUUAAAAAUUAUACCAAAUAAAGACUGAUUGUUAGUUGAAAA
Molecule: messenger RNA, 4949 nt
Organism: Plectropomus leopardus (leopard coralgrouper)
Lineage: Eukaryota; Metazoa; Chordata; Actinopteri; Perciformes; Serranidae
Gene: mcamb
Product: melanoma cell adhesion molecule b
Biological process (GO): regulation of Rac protein signal transduction; regulation of wound healing; negative regulation of peptidyl-tyrosine phosphorylation
Cellular component (GO): cell-cell contact zone
Molecular function (GO): vascular endothelial growth factor receptor 2 binding
Source: RefSeq, a predicted model, not a curated record